ACAGAAUCUUUGAAAAACGCGAAGCAUUCCAGGGACUCGUAUUAACGAAGGCUUUUGUUAAAAUCAUGCUUGAUACUGCUUAGUGUGUCAAUGGUACCGUGUUGUGGCGGAUUCCGCCGCAGCGGGGAGCAGUGAUGGAGAACUCUUAUUUUUUGUUAGUAUCUUCCGUCAUAGUGUGCAUUUUCGGCCGUGUGUUGCUCUCCUCUAUCAAAGCUGAAGCGAUCACCAUUCACAGGGAUAUCCCGUCUCACAUGGACGGGUUCACACACGUCGCGUGCACGCAUUCGCCGGACGCCACUGUUCUGCGAUCACUAGCAAGUCUGGUCCAUUCAGCCUGCCUCAAGCAUGCUCUUCAACCCCAAUCCAGGUGUAUAAGGAACCCCACGAGGCCGUGCUGGCGUAGACCGUCGUGGGAUGCACAGGAAGGCCCACCCAGUAUGUUAAUGCAACAGGCGAACUGCAGGCUGGCAGCCCGCUCAUUCAUUCCGUCGCAUCUCAUUAGGAAGUUAGAACGCGAUGGCUGCAGACAACUGAGAAAAUUCGCUGCCUACAAGACGCUAAACAGGGGGUUUUCAACAGCUCGACCAUUUGGACAGCAAAACAGGCGCUACGUGUGGUCCGAAGGGAGCGGAUUCGGAAGUUGCUACGCUAUUCCCUUGGUGACAGGAUUGACCCGUAGUUCAGAUAAGAACCAGAAGAUCCCCCAAUUUCUAUUACCCCCGUUAUUCACAGCUGUUCGGGCAGGAGACAAACACAAGGCUCAGUCGAUCAUUGCCCUCUGGAAAAAACCUGGGGUCCAGCGUAUGGGGUGGGUAGAUGACAGACAGCCAUCUGGUCGUGAACAGCAACUUAUUCGUGACUCUACGAACGAAGCGAAUGAACCAAGGACGAUUGGCGACAACUCGGGCAGUCAAGCCGAUGGAACAUCACCGGGCUCUGAGAAGGCGGAAUUGACGGCCCAAAGGGGUUCUGACGGCCUAGCGCCUCAGGGUGAAGGGAUGGUCAUAAUGACUGGUACCUGUGCGUCCCACCUUGAUUCACUGGCGGAAGCCGUUAUCGCCGCUAUGUGGGAGGACCACAUGAGGAAGUUACUCGGGCGAGACGGUCGCGGAUAUUCCGGUUGGGUGGUACUGGCGUUCAUGGACUUGGAAAUUCACAUUAUGACGCCGAUAAUGAGAGAACGGUACGCGCUCGAGGAGCUGUACGGCCUCUGUCCUCGCAUUGAUAUUUCAGACUGUAUCCGUGUCGACAGUAUGGAAUCGUUUGAUCUGUACAGAGAAGGGUUUAGAACAUUUGGUUCUACCGAUUGCCCCUUCAGCCCCGAAGGAAUCUAGCCCCUUGACAUGGUGCAUGAACGCUGCCGUUAAGGUGUGGGGGGCGCAGUGAUACGUUGCCUCUUCUCCGUGGCCGUCCGUUGCUUCCACAGUCUGAUUUCAGAGCAUGUGGCGGCAAUGACUCUCUAAGCUGUAGUAGGCGUUAGUCUCUGGCAACUUUCGAGAGUAUUUACAAAGGGAUGUGCCGUAUAACGAGACUUUUCAUAUGGAGAGUAACAGGGAUUGGGUAAAUUGCAUGUUUGGUCCGCAGUAACAGGAUGAACAUCACAGGACUAAACGUUGUUUCAAGCUGGUUUAAAAUGAGUUGCGUAUUCCACUGAAGCGUAACGCCGACAUGUGUUUUCGAAUAAACCACUGGUUGCUACAACGACGAAGGUGACGGUUUGUAGAAGUCGUAACGAGGCCACAACACAAAUGUACAGGCGGUCCUCGUUAUUGAGCUUCCAUGCUCACCUGAACAUAUUCAUUUGGUGUAGAGGCAAAAGAGGGAAAUUCGUUCUCUAUCAGAUACCUUCUGUUUCUGGUGUUUUAACUCCAAGUUUCUGGCGGGUUCCCUCGGCCGUUCUUCUCCGAGGCUCCUCUUUGUCCGUUUCGACUGAAAUUCAGACUCGGCACUCUUGUCAUUGGACAAGCGUUGCAGUGAAGUGGUAAAGUGCUCAGUGGCCUAAUGAGGUACAAAGCACAUUACGAGGAAAGGUUUGUCAUAGAGUGCAUGUCUUGCUUUACCAGUCGGUCUACCACUAGAGACGGCCUCUCCUAAAAGUGCCGCCGAUAAAGGUUGAGUCAUAUUGCCGAUGAUGUUUUAAUUCCCUACUGGUGACAGUCUACGGGAGAGCGAUAACUGCAGUUCGUAAGGUGGAAUAGGCAAGGUGAAGAAUGGACUGAUGCGCUGAUUGAGCUUCGACGUGCGCAGCAUUCCUUCAUGAUCGGCGGUUGAGGGCGUAUCGUAUGGCGUCGGUAUCCUGACCAGUCGAACCGCUCCUGAAGCUCGUGAGACGUUUUUGAUAUGUUCCUACUAGAGCGCACCGUACCAUGAGCGUCUCCACAGGCGAUUGUCUACAGCUGGCCCGUGGCACCGAGUGUAUUGCGCAAGGUUCUUGAGGUUUCUUACUUGAGCGUCCCCCGAGAGCUGCAGGACUUCUGUUGAGUACCCGCAGAGCUCAGGUGAUACAGUGCCAAGCAGCUCGCCGUCGUAGAGUGAGAGAAAGUGCACGCCUUCUGGCCCACUUCUCCUUAGGUCGUUCUUUCGAGGUGCGGCGCCGAACGAACGAGCUUCUCUACAUGCUUGACUUGGUUUGGAUUUCGGUGUGGACGACUGAAGAUAAUUUCUUUGCAACUCUAAUCCAGUAGUGAAUCCAUCUGUAUUGUUGCCAUGCACUGGCCGGGCACUGCGUCAUCGGCACGGUUGUGAGGCCGCCUACCCAAGGACGGGCGGAAUCCUGGCUCUGAACAACGGGGUUCCACUCCGGGAGUUUUGCGACCUCAGAAACAAACAUGUAUACUGACCAGCGCCUCCGCUGGC
This is a messenger RNA of Toxoplasma gondii ME49, 2856 nucleotides long. RefSeq lists its product as hypothetical. The record is from RefSeq and is a predicted model, not a curated record. The transcript is spliced from 2 exons. The coding region runs from base 135 to 1334 and encodes 399 amino acids. NCBI's taxonomy places the organism in Eukaryota, Apicomplexa, Conoidasida, Eucoccidiorida, Sarcocystidae.